AUGAAGAUACUCAGCUGGAAUUGCCGGGGUGUGAGCAACCCGAGAGCAGUUCCGAACUUACGUACUUUGGCUCAUCGUCACAGACCAGACAUUAUUUUUCUCUCUGAAACUUUAGCUGACUCUCGUAAAUUGGAACGCACUCGUGUUUCGUUAAAAUAUGAAUCUUGUUUAGCGGUGGAGGUGGUGGGAAGGAGCGGCGGAAUUGCGGUUUUGUGGAAUAAUAGUAUGAAGUGUAGUGUUUUAAAUUUCAGCAGAAACUUUAUUAAUUUGUUGGUGCAAGAUGAUGUGAGGGGAGAAUGGAGGCUUACAUGCUAUUACGGGUUCCCGGAACGUAGUAAACGAAGGAUGGCGUGGAGUAUGAUUAGGGAGUUACAUGGGAUGUCGCAGCUACCGUGGUGCAUUUUGGGUGACUUUAACGACUUGUUGUCUCAAAAUGAUAAGCAAGGUUUGCAUCCUCACCCCAGUUGGAUGUGCACAGGUUUUCAAGAGGUUGUAGGAGAUUGUGACCUUACUGAUAUCCCGUUGGAGGGACAUCCUUUCACAUGGACAAAAAGUCGCGGUGUGCCGCACAUGAUUAAGGAACGGUUAGACAAGGCCCUUGCCGUUUCGUCGUGGCUGCAAUUAUUUCCUUCCGCAAAGCUUCAAAAUCUUAUUGCUACGCACUCGGAUCACAGUCCCAUCUUACUCAAUUGUGAUCUGUGGCAAAGGUGUCAUAAUCGUAGAACUUUCAGGUUCGAAAAUUGGUGGUUAAAGGAAGAAGGUGUUAAGGAGGUGGUGCGUGAUAGUUGGGGUGCUGAGAACCAACAUACUGUUGUUAUGAAACUUACUGAGUGUGCUGGUGAACUUGAAAGAUGGAAUAGGCAGGUUGAGACAUAA
Molecule: messenger RNA, 876 nt
Organism: Vicia villosa (hairy vetch)
Lineage: Eukaryota; Viridiplantae; Streptophyta; Magnoliopsida; Fabales; Fabaceae
Exons: 1
Coding region: 1-876 (291 amino acids)
Molecular function (GO): catalytic activity
Source: RefSeq, a predicted model, not a curated record